Triticum aestivum (bread wheat) is the source of this 1743-nucleotide messenger RNA. RefSeq names its product DNA-binding protein BIN4. Gene Ontology annotation, molecular function: double-stranded DNA binding. Gene Ontology annotation, biological process: DNA endoreduplication; chromosome organization. The transcript is spliced from 11 exons. The coding region runs from base 414 to 1355 and encodes 313 amino acids. NCBI's taxonomy places the organism in Eukaryota, Viridiplantae, Streptophyta, Magnoliopsida, Poales, Poaceae. The record is from RefSeq and is a predicted model, not a curated record. Gene Ontology annotation, cellular component: DNA topoisomerase type II (double strand cut, ATP-hydrolyzing) complex; nucleus.
CUCUCUCCCCAACGCCUCUCUCUCCUUCCCCAAAUCGCCACCGCCGCCCACUCCCAGCACCGGCAGCCUCCGGCGAUCUCCCGCGCCGCCGCGUACCAGCGCCUCUCCGCCUCGCCUCUCUCCUCAAGCCCCCCUGCCGCCUCGAAAUCCUCCAAGCCGACACCCUUCUCCCCAACCUUCCACGGCGGCGGCGGCGGCGUGAUUUGGUCGGAGCCCCAGCGUCUAGUAGCAGAAGCUCCGCCUCGAACGGGAAAGGUCUCAGCCGCACGGUGGAAGCAGGGCUUCCGCUUCGUUCCCGACGGCACAGCCCCCUAAAUCCUGCGCCUAAACCUUCCAAAUCUCGAGUGGGCCUAGAGUUUGUUCGGAGUGUCACUUGCCGCUUCCCUAAUCUGCCGGAGGCGGCGGCGGUAGGAAUGUCGGACGAAGAUGGCGACCCCGACUGGCUUACUGCCUUCAAGGCACCAAGUACUGCACCGGUGAUGCUUUCUUCUGAUUCCGAUCGUUCUCGUGGAAAUAGCCCUACAAGAACUGGUGCAUCUGAACAAGAAGAAAAGGCUCCGAGGAAGAAGUUGAUGCUCUCAUCUGAUUCUGAAGCUUCUCCUGGAAACAGCCCUUCAAGGGCUGGUGACGCUGAUGAAGAAGAGGACUCACUUGCCAAUACCAGGAAAAAAGAUGAUCAGCAAUCUAAGGGUAAAAAAACAAAGGUUGCUGCAAGAAAAGUUCCUGCGAAAAGAGAUGAUACCUUGGAACAACCCGAAGAUGAAGCUAAUGAGGAAAAAAUGCAGGACAAGCUUGCGGAUAAUUCUGUCUCCCAGAGGUUGCCAUUGACCAUUGCUGAUAAAGUUCAACGUUCAAAGGCAUUGGUUGAAUGUGAUGGUGACUCGAUAGACUUGAGCGGAGAUAUUGGAGCUGUCGGCAGGAUAGUAAUUUCAAAUGGUCCGACUGGAAAUCAUGAUUUGUUACUGGACCUGAAAGGAACUGUGUACAAAUCAACUAUAGUGCCAUCCAGGACAUUUUGUGUGGUCAGCGUGGGACAAACAGAAGCAAAGAUUGAGGCUAUCAUGAAUGACUUCAUUCAGUUGGAACCUCACUCCAAUUUAUUUGAAUCAGAGACUAUGAUGGAAGGUACCCUUGAUGGAUUCACAUUUGAUUCAGAUGGAGAGGGUGAUAGGCUUCAUGAACUUAACGCUUCUCAGAAUGAUCCAAACAAUGAGAAUGAAGAUCAACCUAAGGGGAAAACCAAAAGGAAAGCAACCGUGAAGCCAGCGGCAAAGGGACAGAAGAAGGCAAAGGUUGCUAAGAAGGGAACAAGGAAAACCCAAACAACGAAGAGAGCGAAGAAGGCAAAGAAAUAGUUACUUGCCGAAGAACUGGGGUAUUCACUCUGAACUAGUUUCUGAAAUAGUAAGGAUGAGGAUUCACUCUGCACUGACACAACGAAGCGAUGCCCUAUAACUGAUCCAGGUUUGGAUAUAGGGUAGCUGUUGGUGAGCCCACAUGUUACAUGAUCUGGGCUAAUUUUAUUUUUUUGACUGAAUUGGUGUACCAUGUUGUACUUUUUUUAGGAAGACAAGGGGGAACACAGUGUUGUAAUGCUAAUACCAUAUACUGUGUACUGGUAGUUAGCCAAUUCAGUAUCGAGAAAUCAAACACUUCAUAUUUGUUUGUAAUAAGGAGAUGUGCCUUGUUAUGCAUGUGCAGUGAUUCCAUUGUAUUCAAGUGUAACAUGCAGUUGUGUGAUCA